This is a messenger RNA of Amphiprion ocellaris (clown anemonefish), 1777 nucleotides long. It is a transcript of the gene lrrc10, whose product is annotated as leucine rich repeat containing 10. The transcript has 2 exons. The record is from RefSeq and is a predicted model, not a curated record. Lineage: Eukaryota; Metazoa; Chordata; Actinopteri; Pomacentridae. Gene Ontology annotation, molecular function: protein binding. Bases 356 to 1180 code for a protein of 274 amino acids.
ACAAAUGGGGAGGAGAGAGUUAGUGGUUGCUAUAGCCAUGAAAGUCAGGGCAGAGCUUGGAGCCACUGAGAGAUAGUGAGAGGACUGCACUGGGGAAUAUCCGCCUGGGGAAUACAAUACAUUUUCAGCUCAUUAGGUUGGAUAAACAAAUGACUAACUGUAGGGGAUGUUGAGAUUCAUGGACACCAGCAGGAAGACACUGGACAAUCAAUAAAUAGAGAUGGGUUGCGGUGGAGGAACAGUAAUGGAACAUCAUGAAAUUCAUUUGAAGAAGUCAUCAGCCUGCUUGACUGCAACUCUCGUCUGGCACUAAAUUGAUGGGAGAACCAGCGGUGGACUAAAGACACUGAGAAAGAUGGGUAACGCCAUGCGAAGUGUCAUCGCCUUCAUUCCCUCAGAGCGCUGUCAACGCUUCCUAGUGGGGGACCUGAAGGAGAUGCCACUUGAUCGGACGCUGGACCUGAGCAGCAGGCAGUUGCGUCGGCUGCCUGUUGCCGCCUGCGUCUUCGAUGAGCUGGUGAAGCUCUACCUGAGUGACAACAACCUCAGCAGCUUGCCGGCUGAACUGCAGGGCCUGAAGAAGCUCCAGCUCCUGGCCCUCGACUUUAACUGCUUUGAGGAGCUCCCUGCAGCUGUCUGCAAAUUGCCUCAGCUCAGCAUCCUCUAUCUGGGUAACAACAGGCUUUAUCGCCUCCCCAGAGAACUGAGACAGCUCAAGGAACUUAAUACUCUGUGGCUGGAGACUAAUUGCUUCACUGUUUUCCCCAAGGUGGUUUGUGAGCUCUCAAGUCUUAAGACCCUACACCUCGGUUACAACCAGAUACGGAGUAUACCAAAAGAGUUUGGGCGGCUGGAUGAGCUACGAAGUGUCUGGCUUGCUGGGAACCAGUUGGCGGAGUUCCCACCAGUGUUGCUGGAAAUGCACUUUCUAGCUGUCAUUGAUGUGGAUCGCAACAAAAUACGUUACUUUCCAGGACUUUCUCACAUGCAGGGGUUGAAACUUGUCAUCUAUGACCACAACCCCUGUGUUAACGCCCCCGUGGUGGGCGAGGGAGUCAGAAGAGUCGGGCGCUGGGCGGACAGCACAGAUGAUGACCUGGAAGAUGACGGAUCAAAGGCAGCAAGUGAGACUACAGCUGAGGUGGUGGAAGUCCACCCUGAGGAGCAGCACAACAUGUAAGGUCACGGAACAAAGUGACCUGCGGCUGUGACGAGGCCUGACUGGCAGGAAUCCAACUGGAGUGGCGUCCUGGAGCACUUAAAGCUGAGCAGCAUGCUGUACAUCUGGUCGAUGGUAUUUGGUCCAUAUAUGGAAACGCCAAGGACCACAAACUAAUAUGUAGUCCAAAAACAUGGCCUGUCUGAAAGAGGAAAUUAGAAUCCUGAAAUGAAAAAUGUGUAGCAUGUUUGGCUGCUGACACUGUAUGAAUAGACAGUGUUGUACUUUCAUUUGUAAAAUUUUGUAUGCUUUUAAAUGAUUGGUUGCAACAAGAGCAUCUCCAUAAAUUGGGAACAUCUGAUUUUAACCAUUUGACCAGCGAUGCAAGACGUAUAUCUUGGAAAUUUUACAAUGUCUUUUCACUGGCAAGUUUGUAUUUCCUCUUGAUAAAUAAAGUUGUGUAUUUGCAAGACAAAAAUACACAACAUAUUCAUACUUUUCUAUUAGACUGUCUAUGCAUGCAUUGCUGUCUCAUCAUCUAAGAAUAUGUUCAUGUCCCAUUGUGAGAGUUCUUAUUUUUUAGUGCAGAAAACUGGAUAAACAGAAAGGUUCUUGCUC